GAUUCAGUAUCUGCUUGACCUUCGAUGUCCUGCUGGGUUGCAAUGCAGGACACUGACAGACGAAUGGGUGACCGGCUGCCUAACCGUCAGCCCCGGUGUACACAGUAGCAGGAAGGGGCGGUGCUGUCGGCGGACACCCGGUUCUGAUUCGCACAAGCGAACCACCUGACCUCGUCUUUGCUAGCGGCGUGGAGGCGACUGCGUGGUCAGCCUGACGCUGAGCUAGCUUAACAAUUGUGAGGGGGCAUAAAGGCGGUUAGAUGUAGGCACCACAAGAAGGAAGGUGGGAGGGAACGACAAGAUACGGGGAAAAGGUAUAAGACCCCGCUUCCUGCUGAACUGAAGUGUGGAACUCCAGAGCUGAAUGAGUUCGACCCCUCUUCUCUUGUAUCUACUACAUACACAAAUACUCAAAAUCAAAAACAACAUCACUCAUCUCCCAUCCCACCUUCCCGUCCAAGAAACACUCAACAUCAACCAAACAAACAAGAUGCACGGAUCCAGCUGCCCCAAGUGCGGUGCCUCGUCCGAUGGCGCCUCUAAGUCGUGCGGUUCCUGCGGCGCCAGCUGCCCCAACUGAGUUGACCAACCCGCGGUACCACAGCUCCUCACCGCAAUAGGACGUUUGUCGUUGGUGCUCAGAACCACUGAGGGUUGGACGGGAUGACGUUUAUCACCAAUGGAUUGCUGCGGAAGAGAGCAAGCUUGGGUUCUGCGGUUAACAGAAUCG
Parathielavia appendiculata is the source of this 730-nucleotide messenger RNA. RefSeq lists its product as uncharacterized. The record is from RefSeq and is a predicted model, not a curated record. Lineage: Eukaryota; Fungi; Ascomycota; Sordariomycetes; Sordariales; Chaetomiaceae. The transcript is spliced from 3 exons. Bases 365 to 580 code for a protein of 71 amino acids.